AGCGCCGGCGCAAACGCCCAUUCGCCGUGCGCACUAUGCCUUGGGCGAUUCUCCCACAACGUCCGCGCCUGCAACUCUCGGAACCUCUGGAGUGGAAAGCGGGCUUACUCCUCGCGCGACGAGCGCGGGUACCUCGUCGGCCCCAACGGCAGCAGCAUCUGCACCGAUUUCCAAAUCGCGCGAGGGUGUCGGUGUACGCACACGCACACCUACCAGCACAUUUGCUCC
This is a messenger RNA of Punctularia strigosozonata HHB-11173 SS5, 228 nucleotides long. RefSeq lists its product as uncharacterized. Lineage: Eukaryota; Fungi; Basidiomycota; Agaricomycetes; Corticiales; Punctulariaceae. The annotation marks the transcript as partial. The record is from RefSeq and is a predicted model, not a curated record. The transcript has a single exon.